UACACAUAAGCAGGAUGAGUUAACCUUAUCAUUAUUAGAGGCUAUAGUUAAUGAGUGUUAAUGGGUGUCACUGAUUAGUCUUCCUCUCUGUCUCUUCCCCCCUCCAAUGCUCAACAGCUGGAAAUUAAUACUUUAGGCUCCCUUUAUAAAUACAACAAUCUGGGGUGGGCAUUUUUUUUUUUAACAGACAGGAACUGAAGGAGAAAGACAACAAGUCAAGAAUAAUGUUUUUACUAUUGCUUCAGAUGCUGCUGAUUUCAUGGCUUGCAACAGCAGAGCAAAGAGGGGAAAUGCAGCAGCAAAAGAAGAGAGUCCCAUACAUCCUGCCCCACAAUGUGCUGACAAAGUAUGUAGGGGAAUCCAAAGGAACUCUGCGGGAACCUGAGGGGUCAGUGGUAUCAUUGGCAGAAAUGGAAAUCAAACAGCAAGACUUGCCACAAAGACCUCAUUUUCUUUUCCCGUAUAACGUUCAGCGUGCGGCUGAUGAUUUGGAAAGCUGGGCUUCUGCAAGCAAAGCCCCAGCCUUUACGGAUCUAAAACACCCACCUUCUCACCCACAGACAAAGAGGGAAGCAGGGUCACCCUUCAGAAAAGAUGCCAAAAAAUUCUGGGACCUUUUUAUGUUGAAAACCAAGUCAAGAUCUGAAGAGGUGGUCCUUCCAAUCAAGAUAAAUGAAAUUUACCAGAUUUGCAAUAUGCUUCCUUUCUCUCAGAGCAUUACGCAUGAAAAUUGUGAAAGGCUGGUGAUACAAAACAACCUGUGCUUUGGGAAAUGCAGUUCUUUCCAUGUUCCUGGCACUGAUGAUCGCAUGUAUAGUUUUUGUUCCCACUGCUCACCCACCAAAUUCUCCAUGAAGCAUCUGAAGAUGAAUUGUACCAUGGUUACUCCAGUAAUCAAGGUGGUUAUGAUUAUUGAAGAAUGCAGGUGUGAAGUAUUCAAAUGAGCAUUAUCAUGACUGAAAGUAAAUGACUUGACUUUCAAUAGAAUGUGUAUCUGCAAAGAGCCAUGAAUGCUGCUAAAUCCUAUCACAAUAGUUUGCAACUGCCUUGAUAAAAACUCUUGUAGCCAAUAUAAAACAGAAGACACUCCAAACACAAUCACAGCUUGGUAUGUUUAUUAGCAACAAUAAUUCUAAUAGGCUUCAUACAUCCUUUGUUAGGUAUAUACUUCAGGUAUGUGUUUUAUGUACAUUUUAGAACAAAAGUAUGACUCUGAUAAAUGUGGAACAGACAGGUUAAGACAGUAAGGACCGUCUGCAAAUUUUGUUGGCAUAAAUAUUUAGGGAUAAAGCAAAGCUUUCUCUGACUCCUUCUGCACCAUAAUAUCAAUUGUAUAAUGUGAGUAAUCUACCAUCCAUAAUAAAACUAUAGAAUACUGACUUCCUAUACAAUUUGAAUAAAACAAUGUUUCUGAAUUUAUGGAAUGAAAUUAGUGAUCUCUUACAAAGUAUGCAAAACAAGUUAGUUUCAAGACCUUUAACAUGUAUUUUUCAAAGUCACAUUAAUUUUCACUAAAUGCCUUGUCUUGCUGUGUUACUCAUUUUUGAAGCUUUGUGGAUGUAUCCUCCUUACUUGCAUUUGGGUAUAAAAUGGAAAUGAGGGUGCUACAAGCAGUAUAGUAUGUCCAAUAAAGCUUACGUUGCCUUUACCUCUCCAACUCUGUGUAUGCUGCCUUAUAUUUGAAUUUCAAAGGGCAAAAAAAAUCCCUGAAUCAGAACUGAAGGAAAAUCAGGCUACCAGUUUUAGGCUGCAGAAUUCCAGAUUUUGUAGCCCAGGUCUAAAGGCUCUGAAUAUGAUAUCAAGUUGAUUAGGUCAACUGCUUAUUUUUAAAAAACUGCAAUACUAUAGUAUAUGAUUAUACUAUAACCAGAAGAAAAUGUGAUAUAAUUUAUUAAAUUAAUAUGCUGAGUUACUCUUAAUAAAUAUACUGGAACUCAAGACCUAUUAAAGAAUAUAACUUCCCUCAAUUCCUAAUAGUUGAUGUGUACAAUUGCACUUUAAAAAAUUUCCCCCAUAUUUGCAAGUAGGUAUAUCUAUACCAUUAUUUAGUUCAGUAGACUUUGGGCACAAAACAGUACAGUAUUACAUCAAUCCCAGUUCUAAGAAGUGUGAGUUUAGGGUUACUGCUGAUGCCUCUUAAUGAGUAAAGUUGUAAUUUUCAAACUAUCAGCAACAGUUAAAGGAGGGGUAUAUUAAAUGAGAAAAAACUUAUCUAAACACAUUUUUCACCAUGAUCUCAAUAUCAAAUUAUUUCUCAAGUAUUCAGUUCUCUGAGUAAAGAGACCACAACCAAAAUUUCUAACCACCUCUUAUCAAGAAAUGCUAUCCACCUCAGAGGGAAUUCUUUACAGGAAGAACUUGCUGGAUUGGGGCUGAAGUGUGAAUAUGCACCAUUUAGAAAGCAAGUGUAAAGAGAAAACAGCAGCUGUAGUAAUUGUUAAUUAGAUUAAUGCCUUAGCUGGGGGGGUGAGUGUUUAAUUAACCCAGCAAUGAUCAGCUGCAUGUAAUUAACACUGUAUUCUGUUAUAUCAAGGAUGUGUUAAUUGGAUCUGAUUUUAAGAGUCAACUUCCAUAUUCAGACCAAGUUGAGCCCAGGUGCUAACAGAAUAUUGCUCCAAAAAUAAAAAAAAAAGGGAAAGGAAAGGGAAAAGAUUGGAGCCAGAGGAGAGUGGUCAAGGGCUUCAGUACAAUCACAUUUCACUGUACAUGGGACAAGGGCUGUUCUGAAAAGUACCCUAUGUAUUAUGAUUUUUUAAAAUUAAUUAAAUAUUCUGGUUUUUUAAAGGUAUUUCCAGCUGGAGAAGUAAUUAACAGUUCCCCAUUAUUGCUAUGCUGUAUCAUAGUUAAAUAUAAGUAAUUGUCAGUCUCUAGAGUACAUUUUUUCUGUUUCAAAAAUUAGGUUAAUUAACAUAAAUAGCUGUUCAGUAUCACAAAUGUCCCAGUAAUGCCUCUAACAAUUAACGAAGUAUUGCAUGUUUAUUGUUAGCAGAGUUUCUAGGGACAGGGAGGGAGGGGUGGCAACUGCAAUAACUUGAAAAUAUGUGAGCAAUAUUUAGUACUGAAAUGUUAUUAGGUGCUAAAACAUAUUCUUGUAAGAAAAUAGGAAUGGGCUACCAUGGCUAUCAAAUAUAUUAUAAUGUAUAUUUAAGAUCUACAAAUGGACAGUGGAAGAUCAGAUUCUAGCAUCAGGGACAAUUAUGUAGGCUGUUUGUGCAAAGAAACAGAUCAAAAGUUGGACAUUUGCCUAAUACUUAAAGUCCAAAUUGAAUUGGGUUAAUUGGUAAGGUUGUCAUGCACGAACAUGCUUUUUUUGUCAUAAACUAUUAAUCUUAUAGUUUAGUCCCUUUAAUUAUUUGUAAGUUAUUCAUAGCACAAGCAUAUACAUGUGUACUCAGAAGUAACCCCUAUUAGCUCAACAGUAUUUUCCAGGAAGGUAGGAAUUGGAUUGCAACUUUAAGCCACAGUCCUUUAGACACUUUCUUCAAAGCACUUCCUUUUUAACUAAGCAGGGCUCACUUCUGAAUAGACAUGUACCGGCAUACAACUGCAACACAACAGCCAGUUUAGUAGCUAAGGUGCUGGACCAGAAACCAGGAAACCAUGAGUUCUAGUUCUCCUUUAGGUGUGAAAGCCAGCUGGAUGACUUUGGCCCAGUUACUUUCUUACAACUCACCUCACCUCACCAGAGUUGUUGUGGGAAAAAGAGAAGAUGGGACCAUUAUGUACACUGCUUUGAGUUGCACAGACCAAAGGCAGAAUAUAAAUCAAAUAAAGAUACUGUACUAAAAUACUGUCAAACUGCCUGUAUGAGAGCCCAGCUAAUCCAGACCUAGUAGUUUUCAUUAAACGAACGAAUGCAGAGGUACAUUAUCCUUUAGGAAGAUUUGUAUGUUCAUGUACAUCUCAUUAUAUCCCAGCCUUGUUCUCUCUAAAUUGGUAAACCUAUAUCAGGUCUAUAUUGCUACAGAUUGUGAGAUCAUGAAAGUCAUGUAGUAGAAUGCUUUUUUUCAUUAAAAAGGUCUUGAACAAUGAAAACCAGCAGGGAGAAAUUUAAGAUGGAACUUAUUCCCCCAUAUGUGAAGCUUUUUAGCUACAGCAUAUGAAAUAUUCCAUUUGUAUCAAUGAGCCCUACCUACUGUACCUACAAAUUGCAAUGGUACCAUUAGGUCACAGCCUUACUAUUCUGAGUAGAAACUAGGCCUUUCAAGCAGGCAUAGUUAAAUAGUACUGUUGCAGUGCUAUUUCAAAGGCAGUUUAUUCCAAAUGCAGAGGAUCAAGAUGUAAGCUGAAGCACCAUCAGUGUGUUUAUUUUAAAGGACUGGGGUCUAAACCUGUGCCUUUUCCAUUCAUUUAACAUUAAAAAUGAGGUUCAGUUCUUAUCUUUGGAGUAGGAAGCUCAUAUAUGUAUCCAAAAUGAUCCAUUGCUGUUCAUCUUAAAACAUUCGUGAUGGAUGCAAAGAAAAGGUGCAGCUUCUGGUUCAAGAGGAUGCUUAUAGGAAUGACCCUGCCAAACGUUCUCAUGAAGAACCAGGCUUGUAAAUAACACCGUGCAUUCCCGUCUCUGAUUGGUUGCAUCCACAAGAGAGCAUCAGCUGCUUGGGCACAUGGCAUGAUUUUAGCCUGCUGAUUUAAUAUUUGCAGAGUGCCAAUAAAAUUUUUAUGAUGACAGCUGGUGAUUCCUGUGGUAAUUUAUAAACAACAACAUAACACAGACAUCAGGGAGCCCCAAGAAAGAUUCUGCAUGGCUGUGCAGUAUUUAGGGAUCUCAGAUACAAGGGUUUUUUUCCUCCCCCAAACAGAAGUGUAUUUAUUUGCUAGUAUGAUUUUGAGGAAACAGUGCAGAAUCCAGUGCUGAAAGACACUGUUUGGUACAAUUCAAAUUAAGGUGGUAGAAAUCCAUUCGAGUUAUUCAUAUUCCCACAUUUUCAGGACAAUGAUAUUCCUGAUGAUUUGCAAACUAUAUAAACAACUGUAAAUAAAACUACAAAAAAUAUUGAAAAAUAAAGACUUAUCUAAGAUUCAUCCCAGUACAGUAGGCAGUUGAUGAACACAGUGAGUUUGGUUGAGCAAGCUUUGAGGAUUAUCUGUAAGCUCUUGGUAGGUUUUGUAAAGCUGAUGCACCUUGAAAAAC
This is a messenger RNA of Python bivittatus (Burmese python), 5131 nucleotides long. RefSeq names its product cerberus 1, DAN family BMP antagonist (gene CER1). The record is from RefSeq and is a predicted model, not a curated record. NCBI's taxonomy places the organism in Eukaryota, Metazoa, Chordata, Lepidosauria, Squamata, Pythonidae.